UGGUAGAUACAGAAGUGUAUUAGAAGCUAAAGAAAUAGUAAUUAAAUAUAAAAGUUUUAUAAAUUCACUUCCUGUCUCUACUGAAGUAAAAGCAUUUUUUGUAUAUAAUCUUGAAGAAAAUUGGAUAAGAUAUGAGUAG
Molecule: messenger RNA, 139 nt
Organism: Scutellospora calospora
Lineage: Eukaryota; Fungi; Glomeromycota; Glomeromycetes; Diversisporales; Gigasporaceae
Source: the annotation of a GenBank genome assembly